AUGACCUGUCGCCCCAGCAAGUGGAGCUCGGUUUUUGGGACAGUUCUCACCUUGUCGGUUGUAAUUUGGAGAUCUGAUGUCAUGGUGUUAACUCCAUGGCUGGCCCCAAUCAUUUGGAAUGGUACCUACAACAUUAACAUUCUGAAUGAGCUGUUCCACCUGAGAAGGGUUCGAAUUGGACUUACAGUGUUUGUUAUACGAAAAUACAAAAUUUUUAUCAAGACCCUUCUUCAAACCGCGGAAAGGUUUUUCAUGGCAGGACACAAGGUCCAUUAUUACGUCUUCACUGAUGAUGUCAAAGCCAUCCCUAAUAUCACCCUGAAAGAAGGAAGGCAUUUGGUCAUUCUAAAUAUCUCCGGCUACAGGCGCUGGCAGGACAUCACCAUGAGGCGGAUGCAGCUGAUCCGGGACUAUAUUUCUCAAAAACUCAUCGAUGAGGUUGACUACCUUGUGUGUUUAGAUGCUGACCUAAAGUUUAGGGAUGACGUCGGUGUGGAGAUAUUAAGUGAUGUGUUUGGCGUUAUACAUCCUGGAUUCUUCUCGAAGUCACGUGACUCUUUCACCAAUGAGCGUAGGAACUAUUCUGCCGGCUACAUUCCUAAAGACGAGGGAGAUUUUUACUACACUGGGUGUUUUUUUGGAGGGACGGUGGAAGAGGUCUACAAGUUGACCGAUUUCUGCCACAAUGCCAUGAUGGAAGACAAAGCAAAAAAUAUUGAGGCUUUAUGGCACGAUGAAAGCUAUUUGAACAAAUAUUUCCUUUAUCACAAGCCGACCAAACUGCUCUCCCCUGAGUACGCAUGGAAUGACUAUUAUGGCUCCCCUGUUGUCGUAAAACGAAAGAGAUUGGUUCAUGUUCCAAAAGAUUAUAAGAAGGUCCGGGACUGACCCGCAAUGGGAACCAAAAUAAGGGGACUAAAUGUUAACAUCCUAUCAUCAUUUACUGCUAACAUUUGGGAGCAUUUUAUAUAAAAUAUAUACCCCAAGACAGAAUUACAGGGAAAGCUGAACUGUUCAUCAACUUUGAUUGAUUAAAGUAGACUAUAGUACAUACAAUUUUCUGGUAUUGUCUAUAUUGAGUAUGAGUAACCACAGGUCUGUUCUUGAAGAAUUUCACAUAGUACAGGGUAUCUCUCUCUACAGGCUAUGAGCCAACUUAGGGGGCUGUUUCUGCUGAAUUGUGCUUAGUACAGGGGAAUCCCUAUGCUGCCAUAGUGUUAUGGUAUC
Xenopus tropicalis (tropical clawed frog) is the source of this 1227-nucleotide messenger RNA. RefSeq names its product histo-blood group ABO system transferase. The record is from RefSeq and is a predicted model, not a curated record. Lineage: Eukaryota; Metazoa; Chordata; Amphibia; Anura; Pipidae. Bases 1 to 888 code for a protein of 295 amino acids. Gene Ontology annotation, biological process: carbohydrate metabolic process. The transcript is spliced from 3 exons. Gene Ontology annotation, cellular component: membrane. Gene Ontology annotation, molecular function: hexosyltransferase activity.